Carlito syrichta (Philippine tarsier) is the source of this 2044-nucleotide messenger RNA. It is a transcript of the gene RPN2, whose product is annotated as ribophorin II. The transcript is spliced from 16 exons. Gene Ontology annotation, cellular component: oligosaccharyltransferase complex; membrane. Bases 235 to 1755 code for a protein of 506 amino acids. NCBI's taxonomy places the organism in Eukaryota, Metazoa, Chordata, Mammalia, Primates, Tarsiidae. The record is from RefSeq and is a predicted model, not a curated record. Gene Ontology annotation, biological process: protein N-linked glycosylation.
GUUCACGCACUGUCUUCCUGUUGGCCCUGACAAUCAUAGCCAGCGCCCAGGCUCUGACGCCCACUCACUACCUCACCAAGCAUGACGUGGAGCGACUGAGAGCCUCGUUGACCCGCCCUUUCACGGAUUUGGAAUCUGCCUUCUACUCCAUUGUGGGGCUCCACAACCUUGGUGCCCAGGUGCCAGAUGUGAAGAAAGCAUGCACCUUCAUCAAAUCUAACCUUGAUCCCAGCAAUGUGGAUUCCCUCUUCUAUGCUGCCCAGUCCAGCCAGGCCCUCUCAGGGUGUGAGAACAGUCCAGGCUCUGCAAACAGCAUCCCACCUGUCCCAGCAGGCUGACCUGAGGAGCAUCGUGGAGGAGAUUGAGGAUCUUGUUGCUCGCCUGGAUGAACUGGGAGGCGUUUAUCUCCAGUUUGAAGAAGGACUGGAAACAACAGCGUUAUUUGUGGCUGCCACUUACAAGCUCAUGGACCAUGUGGGGACUGAACCAUCCAUUAAAGAGGACCAAGUCAUCCAGCUGAUGAACGCAAUCUUCAGCAAGAAGAACUUUGAGUCACUCUCAGAAGCCUUCAGCGUGGCCUCUGCUGCUGCGGUGCUUUCUCACAAUCGCUACCACGUGCCAGUUGUGGUUGUGCCUGAGGGCUCUGCUUCCGACGUUCAGGAACAGGCCAUCCUGCGGUUACAAGUCACCAAUGUUCUGUCCCAGCCUCUGACUCAGGCUACUGUUAAUCUAGAACAUGCUAGAUCUGUUGCUUCCAGAGCCAUUGUUCUCCAGAAGACAUCCUUUGUCCUGAUUGGGGACAUUUUUGAACUAAACUUCAUGAAUGUCAAGUUUUCCAGUGGUUAUUAUGACUUCUCUGUCAAAAUUGAAGGUGACAACCGCUAUAUUGCAAAUACUGUAGAGCUCAGAGUCAAGAUCUCCACUGAAGUUGGCAUCACUAAUGUUGAUCUUUCCACUGUGGAUAAGGACCAGAGCAUUGCACCCAAAACUACCCGGGUGACUUACCCAGCCAAAGCCAAGGGCACAUUCAUUGCAGACAGCCACCAGAACUUCGCCUUGUUCUUCCAGCUGGUAGAUGUGAACACUGGUGCUGAACUCACCCCUCACCAGACAUUUGUUCGACUCCAUAACCAGAAGACUGGCCAGGAAGUGGUGUUUGUUGCUGAGCCAGACAGCAAGAACGUGUACAAGUUUGAGCUGGAUACCUCUGAAAGGAAGAUCGAAUUUGACUCUGCCUCUGGCACCUACACUCUCUACUUAAUCAUCGGAGAUGCCACUUUGAAGAACCCAAUCCUUUGGAACGUGGCUGAUGUGGUUAUCAAGUUCCCUGAGGAAGAGGCACCCUCGACUGUCUUGUCCCAGAACCUUUUUACUCCGAAACAGGAAAUUCAGCACCUGUUCCGUGAGCCGGAGAAGAGGCCCCCGACUGUGGUGUCCAACACAUUCACUGCCCUGAUCCUCUCGCCCUUGCUCCUGCUCUUUGCUCUGUGGAUCCGGAUUGGUGCCAAUAUCUCCAACUUCACUUUUGCUCCUAGCACGAUUAUAUUUCACCUGGGACAUGCUGCUAUGCUGGGACUCAUGUACAUCUACUGGACUCAGCUCAACAUGUUCCAGACUCUGAAGUACCUGGCCAUCCUGGGCAGUGUGACGUUUCUGGCUGGCAAUCGAAUGCUGGCCCAACAGGCAGUCAAGAGGAUCGCUGCAGAGCAGAGCAGUAGAUUGGCAAAAUAUAGGACACUACGAACAGCACAUUAGUUCCAGAAGAGGGAUAGAAAUUCUGAAAACGGGAAUGAAUGUCACAAAAAGGAGUCAAGAACAAUUCACAGUGUACAAAGAGAAAUGGAAAAAAGCUUUAUUUAAAAAGAAAAAAGUCAAGAUUGUGGUCAUCCUUUUGCUUGUUGUUUUUCAGUUUCCUGUAAGCCCAGGUAGUCUCUGUUUGGCAUGGUGCAAGAUGCUGUGAAUUCCUAAUGCACCCAAAUGUUGUAUUUGAAAAGUCCAAGUAUGUCAUUAAUUUGUUUUGGAAUAAAGAGGAUGAUAAUAGAAA